Molecule: messenger RNA, 732 nt
Organism: Gossypium arboreum
Lineage: Eukaryota; Viridiplantae; Streptophyta; Magnoliopsida; Malvales; Malvaceae
Product: cell wall protein IFF6-like
Exons: 1
Coding region: 138-602 (154 amino acids)
Source: RefSeq, a predicted model, not a curated record
CUUACCUUCAACAAUCGUAUAAAUUAGCUCUCUCAGUAAUGCAUCGAACCCAGAAAAGAAAAGAUUGAAGAGCUCUUUCAAUACUUCAAUUCCCAUUUGCAAUUUAGUUCAGCUAAGUUAUAAAGUGACAAAACAAAAUGGGAGCAUUUAAGUCCCUAGCAUUGGUCGCCUUUCUCCUUGCUAUGUUGACUAUUGUGUCGGAGAGCAGGGUUGUAAGGAAAGACUUGGGCAUCGAUCUUGGUGGUGUAGGAGUAGUGAUUGGAGCAGGUGUAGGGCUGGGUCUCGGAGGUGGUGGUUCAGGGUCUGGAGCUGGGGCUGGUUCUGGUUCCGGUUCUGGUUCCAGUUCCAGUUCAAGUUCAAGCUCUUCCUCUUCAUCCUAUUCAAACUCGGGUUCAGGGUCAGAUGCAGGUUCGUAUGCGGGGUCUUCUGCUGGGUCUCGAGCAGGAUCAGGAUCUGGUGGUAACAAGGGACGGCAAGGUGGUUCAGGUCAUGGUGAGGGAUAUGGGGAGGGGUCAGGCAGGGGAAAUGGUUCAGGCAAUGGUGAAGGUUAUGGCGAGGGACAUGGCUAUGGAGAGGGUCAUGGCAGCGGUGGGGACAAUUAAAAUCUGACUUUGAGUGCAUGCUUGCUUAAAAAGUGAAAAAAAAAUAUAUCCAUAAAUAAAUGAAGUAGCAUGUUAUUUACCCGUGUAAUGCAUCGAGUAAUGGAUGUUCAUAUGGUUUCCUAUAACUAAA